ACAAUAGCGUGGAGAUGUUAGUGGUGUCAGCGUUGCGCGGCCUUCGCGAGUUGUACGCGGCACACAACACACUGCAGCAUCUCGCUCUGCAUGGCGCCAUGCUGAGGAUCCUACGAGCUCCUUACAACCAACUAGAAACUUUAACAACAACAGUACCACCGAUCAACCUAGUCGAAAUCGACGUGUCGCACAACAAGCUCACCUCGUUACCGCAGUGGCUCAGCGGUUGCUCCGAUCUCACCACGCUUCACGCCAGCAAUAACCAGCUUACCUCCCUCCCAGAGCAUCUAUUCUGCAGCGAACUCUCCAGUUUAACCAGCUUACAUCUAGCCCACAAUAAGAUAUCCAGCAUACCUUCCAUGCCAAGACUAAGGUCACCGCUCCGAGAACUACUUCUACAUGAUAACUGUAUACAAUCCCUACCAGAAAACUUCUUCUCCACCUGCGAUCGAAUGUGCGUCUUGAAUCUAACUAACAAUAGACUAAGUCGACUACCACACGCCAGAGGUCCGUCAUCACACUGUCUUGAAAGACUCUAUCUUACUGCCAAUUGCCUCACUGAUGAAGUAGCAGAUGUUAUAAUAGCUUUCAGAGGAUUAAAGAUAUUACACAUCGCGUAUAACUGCCUCACAAAUCUACCAGAAACAUGUAUCAACUUCUGGCCAGAUAUUGAAGAACUUGUAUUAUCUGGAAACUGCCUUUCAAGACUUCCAGAAAAUCUGCCACAAUUGAAUAAUAUUAAGAUAGUAAGAGCUCAUUCCAACAGAUUACGGUCUGUACCAAUGUUUGCGUGCAGCGCUUCUGUAAAAAUAUUAGAUUUCGCUCAUAACGAAUUGGAUAGUAUAGACUUACGACUUCUUGCCCCAAAACAAUUGAAGUUUUUAGAUAUAUCAUGUAACAAAAAGUUGCAAGUGGAUCCUUCACAAUUUAGCGCGUACAGGUGUCAACGCCCUCUCAGUUUGGUCGAUGUCACCGGGCGACAUUCUUUACCUUGGACACAAAAAAGUGGUUAUCACGAAGAACUGAACGGCUCAACGCCUUGGAGUACCGGAUUCUCUGAAUGUCCAAAUAAAUCGUUGCAGCUGUGUUGUGCACAAAUACGUCUACCGUCUUUUUGCAAUAGGGAAGGUUUAUUUGCGAUAAUCGAUGGGGAAACUGAUAUUGAAGUGCCAAAAAUUUUACAAACGUCUAUACCCGGACUUGUACUUGAAGAAAAAUCAAUUAAGGAAACAGUUAAUGAGUAUAUGAAAUAUGUUGUUCUAUCUGCACAUAGAGAGCUCAAGGAAAAAGGACAGAAAAAAGGUGCUUGUCUAAUCAUGUGUCAUUUAUCACCCAUAACUGCGCAAGAAAACGGUUUUGGCCACUCGGCCCGCAAGUAUAGCUUAAAACUAGCCAACGUAGGAGAUACAAAAGCUGUUCUAAGUAGACGCAAUGGACCUUUAAGUUUGGGAAUCGAAAAUAAUAAAAGAUUGGGAUAUUCGACAAACUAUCCUAAUACUGUGCCAGAUCCUGACGUCAUACAAACCAUUAUUAAGGAAGACGAUGAGUUUCUUAUUUUAGGUAAUGGCCAUUUUUGGAAUGCUGUUAGUAUGGAGACUGCUGUAUCUGAAGUCAGAGCUGAACGAAAUCCCGUUUUAGCAGCCAAAAGAUUACAAGAUCUAGCACAAAGCUACGGCGUGGAAGAAUGUAUUUCAGUGUUAAUUGUUCGUUUUGAUACUGCUCGCUCUGAUGUAGAUUUGUUAAUGCGUGAGUUACGACAAACCAUAAAUAGCAAUAAAUCUGUGUGCCGAUCCGAUUGUUGCUGUUCACGUUUAGAGCCGUGUUGUCAUUCAGUGACGCCUCCAAAGCCGAGUAGUGAUCGUUCUUCUCCAAGUGGGCAGAGUGAUCGGCCGCCUAGCGAAGCUGUGAGUCACCAACAUUAUGCUAGCGUCAGAUCACAAGCUAAAGCAUCCGAACGAAGGAGUUGUCGAGGAGGCGUGGCCCGCGCUAUACGUGUUCGAGUCGAAGAAGAUAAGGAAGAUGAUCACAGACACGAAGAAGUAUCUAAUCCAGAAGAACAGUUCAAAUGUUGGGAGUACAUGCUCGAACAAAAUACUCAAAUGUUAUUUGAUAAAGAAUUAGAUAAUUUGUCGAAAGGUAUUAAGUCGAACGUGAGCAGCUUGAGAAACCUCAAAGGUCUAUCAGGCAGUAGUCCGCAGUUACAUUUGACAGGGAAACAAUCGAAAGGUAUGCCGUUUCUGUCAAAACAUUUCGGGAGUGCGAGGUCGUUUGGCACUGCACUGAAACCUGAUUUUAGAUUCGGAUCUGGUAGAUUACCCAAUGGAGGUCCAAAUGCAGCGUACUUUGGAUCUCUGCAGCGGCUCAUGCCCUAUCAUUUGGAAUACGAUUUUGCUGUGAUACAAGAGAAAUCCACCCAAGACUCCUUAGACCUCGAAGGUCGCAUGCAACAGUAUUGGGGUGUAGCGACUACCGAACUGUAAAAUGUAAUAUUGUAUUUCUUAGGUACUGAUAGCUUGUAAGUUGUAAAUAAAACUUUAUUGUAAUUACAUGUAAGUACAAUUAUUUAUAAUAUAGAUACCAUCCAUCUGUCGACUAGAUUUUUUGCACAAAGUAUUAUAAUCACUAUGGACUUGCCUAUAUCAGCUAUUAUUACUUAUAUUACAUUAUUUCUAUGUACAAUAUUGUGAUAAUUUCUGUCGAAUGUUAAAUAAAUAUGGGGUUACAUCUAUUCCAAUCAUAUUUUUCUUUUGUAUUAUUAUUUCAUAACAAUGUACAUUCAUAUGUUUAUGGC
This is a messenger RNA of Spodoptera exigua (beet armyworm), 2791 nucleotides long. Lineage: Eukaryota; Metazoa; Arthropoda; Insecta; Lepidoptera; Noctuidae. The record is from the annotation of a GenBank genome assembly.